ACGACGUUAAAGGCGGUGUUCUCGGUCCUCUCAAAGGGGAAAGGCAGGAAAUUAAGAGGAUUCUUUGCAGGGGAUCUGUGGGAUUUUUAAACCGAGAAGGUAACUGCUGGCCGCUCUUCGCGUACCGGGAAAGGGGCACUGGAGCAGCAACCGAGCGGCGACCGAAUCCACCCCGUUGCCUGCCUUUCUGGCUUCUGCUUCUAUCCUCGCCGCCCUGUCGUGACUCUUCCAAACGUCCUGCCUUAAACUCCCGCGGAAAGGGCGGGAGGGAAGCCCGAUGGCCAACCCCGAGAAAGCGCGCUCAGCCCGCCCCCAGCAGGCCCCCCUGACUGCGGGAGCGGGAGGGGAAAAACCCGGCUCCAGCCCUAGGCAGCUGCACUUCCCUGGCCACAAGAGGAGCGGAGGGUUUCCUUUCCCGGGAAGCAGCCGGGUUGUCUGCAGCUCCUCCCGCGUUCUCGUAAGGAGCAGCGGCAGCAGCGUUAAGUGCUGCGUGGCGGGAACGGGCUCCUGCAACAGCCUUUCUAACACAGCAGCCACUCCGCCAGUCCCCUCCCCUUCUCCCUCUCCUUCCUUUUACUUCUUGCCACCGCCUCCUCUUCUCUCCUCCUCAUCUUCCUUCAAGCUCCCCGGUCCCCGCGGGAGGGAAGGGGCUGGGAAAGCAAGCCGGGUAUCAGCGAGAGAUGUUGGAGCGGUGGAGGCACCUCCAGCUCCCUUGAUUGCCGUCCCCGGCAGCAGCAGGAGGAGGCGACUUCGCUUCCCCUCCUCCAUCCUGCUACCGCCUUCCAGCUCCAAAGAAGGCGCCACCGGCCAGCGUCGUCAUCGACAGCAGCGAUCGCCUCCCGGUUCCUCGCUUCUCUGCCCGGCUUUUUCUCGCUUGUGGUCCUACAAUCUGUUAGCUAGAGGAGGAAGAGUAGCUGCCCGUGGCGACGGCCCCAGAGGCAGGAGCAGGGCUUGCAGGCAGCGGCAGCAACAAAGAGGCACCUUCUUCACUUUCUCUUCCUUCCCCGCUCCCCUCUUGUUGGGGCCAGACAUGGAAGAUGGAUCUUCUUCGGCCAGCUGUUUUAGACGGUUUACCGAGUGUUUCCUGAGCACAAGUUUGACAGAUGAAAAAGUGAAGGCGUAUCUUUCUCUCCACCCCCAGGUACUGGAUGAAUUUGUGUUAGAAAGUGUAAGUGCUGAAACUGUGGAAAAAUGGCUGAAAAGGAAACACAACACAGAGGAAGAUGAUUCAACUCCUAAGCAUACCAGCAGGGCUUUCUUGACGUUGAGUGGAUCUCAAUUCAUUGCUAAGGAUUACUUAGAGAAACGUCAACAUGAGUACCAGAAUCCUGAUAUGCAAGCAAUGGUAUAUGAACUGAAUGGCUUUAUAGAGCAGCGGAUGGAUAUAGGAGGGCACAGUCAACUGCUCUUAUAUGAACUGAGUAGUAUCAUUCGAAUGGCUACAAGUGCUGAUGGAUUUGCACUAUAUUUCCUGGGUGAAUGCAAUAAUAAUCUCUGCGUGUUCACGCCACCAGGAGUGAAGGAUGGACAGCCGCAGCUUGUUCCUGUAGGGCCCAUUAUGCUUGGCACCACAGUAUCUGCACAUGUAGCCAAAUCUAGAAAAACGUUGUUAGUAGAAGAUAUUCUGGGGGAUGAACGGUUUCCCAAAGGUACUGGAUUGGAAUCAGGGACUCGCAUCAAGUCUGUUCUUUGUUUGCCAAUAGUUACUACACUUGGUGACUUGAUUGGUAUCCUGGAGCUUUAUCGGCACUGGGGUAAUGACACCUUCCAUCUCAGUCAUCAGGAGGUUGCAACAGCGAAUCUUGCAUGGGCCUCUGUAGCAAUACAUCAAGUAGAGGUAUCCAAGGGCCUCGCUAAACAGACUGAAUUGAAUGACUUCCUGCUUGAUGUUUCAAAGACGUACUUUGAUAACAUAGUUGCAAUAGAUACUCUACUUGAAAAUAUCAUGAUAUAUGCAAAAAACCUGGUGAAUGCAGACCGCUGUGCACUCUUCCAGGUGGAUCACAAGAACAAUGAAUUAUAUUCAGACUUAUUUGAUAUUGGAGAGGAACAUGAAGGGAAACCUGUCUUCAAGAAGACCAAAGAAAUCAGAUUUUCUAUUGAAAAAGGAAUAGCUGGUCAAGUAGCAAGAACGGGUGAAGUCCUCAACAUUCCUGAUGCCUAUGCAGAUCCACGUUUUAACAGAGAGGUAGAUGUCUACACAGGCUACACCACCAGAAACAUUUUAUGCAUGCCUAUUGUGAGCCGAGGAAGUGUAAUAGGUGUCGUGCAGAUGGUGAACAAACUAAGUGGAAGUGCCUUCUCUAAAACUGAUGAGAACAACUUUAAAAUGUUUGCAGUCUUUUGUGCUUUAGCCUUACACUGUGCUAAUAUGUACCACAAAGUUCGCCAUUCAGAGUGCAUUUACCGUGUUACUAUGGAGAAACUUUCCUAUCACAGUGUCUGUACAGCAGAAGAAUGGAAAAACCUUAUGGACUGCAGACUCCCACCACAACUCUGCAAAGAAGUUGAACUAUUCCACUUUGAUAUCACUUCUUAUGAAGAUUUCUGGCCAGCCAUUUUUGUCCAUAUGAUCCAUCAGUCUUGUGGGAUAGGCUGGAACAGAAGGCAAGAGAUUUUGAACAAAGAAGAUUCCAGUGUUUUGAUGUCAGCAUUGAGCCUUUAUGUGGAAUCUGAUGUUUUGGAGGAAGGUUUUGAACUAGAAAAAUUAUGUCGUUUCACUAUGUCUGUGAAGAAGAACUACCGCCGUGUGCCCUAUCACAACUGGAAGCAUGCAGUUACAGUUGCACAUUGCAUGUAUGCUGUUCUUAAGAAUAACCACAGGAUUUUCACAGACAUAGAACGAAGAGGUCUUCUGGUUGCAUGUUUAUGUCAUGACCUGGAUCACAGGGGCUACAGCAACAGCUAUCUUCAGAAGUUUGAUCAUCCUUUGGCAGCUCUUUAUUCUACUUCAACAAUGGAGCAACACCAUUUUUCACAAACGGUAUCUAUAUUGCAGCUGGAAGGCCACAAUAUCUUCUCUAAUUUGAGCUCCAGUGAAUAUGAGCAGGUCCUAGAAAUAAUCCGCAAAGCCAUCAUUGCUACAGACCUUGCUCUGUACUUUGGAAACCGGAAACAGCUGGAAGAGUUGCACCAGUCAAGAUCACUAAACCUUAGAAACCAAGCUCAUAGGGAUCGUGUGAUUGGGUUGUUGAUGACAGCUUGUGACUUAUGUUCUGUGACAAAAUUGUGGCAUGUUACCAGAAUGACAGCCAGUGAUAUAUAUGCAGAAUUUUGGGCUGAGGGUGAUGAAAUGAAGAAGCUUGGUAUUCAACCAAUUCCUAUGAUGGAUAGAGACAAGAAAGAUGAAAUUCCUCAGGGCCAAAUUGGAUUCUUCAAUGCUGUAGCCAUUCCAUGCUACACUACCCUUUCACAAAUCCUUCCUCCUACACUACCACUACUUCGAGCAUGCAAGGAAAAUCUUAAACAAUGGGAAAAAGUGAUACGAGGAGAAGAAGCUUAUGGAUGGAUACCACCACAGUCAAAUAGCACGGGGACAGACUCAGUACCUGUGAAGAUAACUGAUUGAUACACAUUUUAAAAUUUAUUUGAGACUCCCACUCCUUUUUUAGGCUUUUAAAAAGAUAAACACUGCAAAUUCUAACUGGGAAGCCUUGUGCAAAUUUUCUUUCUUUGGUGAUACAGUGUGAACAGACUGACUGACAAUUCAACUGUUGCAGAAUCAGUUAUCAAAGCAAAUGUUUGGCUUGUAAAUAUAAAAGACGGCUUUUUCUCAUGGGCUAAUUUGCUGAGGCCUUAAUUUAAAUUUGUUGGGCGGAGAAGGCAAAUCUUAGGUGUUGCUUUUAAAUUGUGUCUUUGUAGUAGGGAUUUUCAGUGGUACUUGUACAACACUAUACUGUCUCUGGCUUUAAUACCAGUUUCAGUUGGGAAGUUCUUGGUUAUAAAUAGGAUCUUUCCCCAUUGUUAUUGUGAAUGUUUGUGUUUGAUAUUUGUGCAAUCAGUUAAAACUAUAGCAGAAAAUCUCUGGGGCUGAAACUAUCAUUGAGUUUACAGUACUUGAAUUAACUUGCUGCAAAUGGGGGGAAUUUAAUUUCCAGAUACAAAACUCCAAAAAAUUCUUCUAUAAACAUCAUGGGCAACUGCUCUAUUGCAGGCAUGUUAAACAUCUGAAAGGUACAACCCUUGGUUCUUCAAAGUAAUUUCAUAUACUAGAGUAUGUGUUUAUUUUUACACUGGAAAAAAUAGAAUAUGAACCUCUGGUAAGGAGAGCCGUAGCUGUCCUAUCAGGUACCAGAGGGCCUUCCUGUCAACAUUCGUAAGAAAAAUGGGCUGAAUUUCAAAUUUGGCAGCAGAGAUCUGCCAAGUAUUCAAAUCAGUCAAUUUAUAUGACAUGUCUCCCAAUCCCAACUAAUCCACAAAAAGCAGGACCUUCCAAACAAAAGUCAUAUUUACUAGGUCAUGGUACCAUCACAAUAAAUGAAACAGAUGUUCUCACUAGCUUUUCUGUUGCUCACUACUACUCUGUGUAUCUUAUUCAGCCCCUUCCCAUCAAAUUCCCAAACAACUGGGAACCUUUAAAAACUUCCUUUCCUAGUCUUGUAAGCAGGUUGCCCGCUGAACAAGAGAGCUGAUUUGGAUUUGGUUGCACUCAGAAACUGUGAAUUAAGAUCUGUACUGACUUCUGCAGAUAAUUACAUUAUGUGAAAUAAGUGUAUACCUCUUUGCAGAAUCAAUUUUCAGACCAAGUGCAAACAUUUUAACCUUAAUAAUAGAUUUAUAGGAUGUAUAAAUUACGCCAUUAGGUUUAAUCCUAGCCCUACUGACCUCAAUGUGAGUUCUUCUGUGAACUUGAACAGAUAUGGAACUAGUCUUUUUCUUUGCCCUUCGUCUUACCUGUUCCCUCAAACCUCCCAAGUGUAGAGUCUAUGAAUAGUAGAGGAGCAGGAUUGCUUAUCGUCCUUGCAUUUGCUUUAUGCAUUCGCUUAUGGUCCUGGUUGCCAUUUAUAUAAUGGAUGUUAUAUUUCAAUGACUAUACAUAGAAAGUCUACCACAUAUACGCCUGAUCUGCACAAAUCUUUACAUGUGUGUGUUGUGUGCUUAGUGUAUGUUUGAUUGUGUGACUGCCAUGUCCAGUUUGGCCAUGCUUACUUGCUUUGGCCACGCUCACUACUGCCAUGCAACCCUAAUAGGAUUGGCCUACAGGGAAUGCAGCUCUCAAGCAAGAAAAAAAAAAGAUUUCCAUUCCUGAUUUAGGGGUUCAUGUGAAGAAGCCAUUGGGAACACUGUACUAAGGCUGCUUCUCUUGUUACUUAGGUGUAUCCUCAACAACGUGAAGAUGAAUGAAAAGGUACUAUGAGAAUAUGUGUUUUCAGGUUGGUAUCUGUGCGAUGAUCUAUGAACUCUGAAAAUGACUCGGAUUCUGACUUCAUUUUCUGACAAUAGAUUUCACUUACUGUAAUUCUCAAAGUACUUUUUGUUGUUGUUGUUGCCACUGCAAAAUAUCAGCCAUAGCAUGAUGCUUAAGAGUUAAUCCCAUGCCAUUAUGGAGGAACAUUAGAAGCAGACUUCAGUCUAGUGUUUGCCUGUCCUCUACACAGUACCAACAACACUUUUUUUUGAGCUCGCAUAUUAUGGAUCCUAUGAUGGAUUUGGGGGAAUGUUGCUUUAGCGUGAUAUUUAUGUGAAAAUUAUAUUUUUAUCUGACUCAUAACUUUUCCAUUGUUGUUCAACAUACUAUGCAGACUAUGCUGUCUGUACAUUGUUCAUAAUAUUACAUUAGCAGAAAAUAUUUAUUCUAUUUAAAAAAAACCUGACUGGGUCUCCAAAGAAAUUUGCCUUAGGUUAUAAUU
Messenger RNA from Rhineura floridana, 5849 nucleotides. It is a transcript of the gene PDE10A, whose product is annotated as phosphodiesterase 10A. The transcript is spliced from 24 exons. The record is from RefSeq and is a predicted model, not a curated record. Lineage: Eukaryota; Metazoa; Chordata; Lepidosauria; Squamata; Rhineuridae. Bases 278 to 3568 code for a protein of 1096 amino acids. Gene Ontology annotation, biological process: negative regulation of receptor guanylyl cyclase signaling pathway; signal transduction. Gene Ontology annotation, molecular function: protein binding; 3',5'-cGMP-stimulated cyclic-nucleotide phosphodiesterase activity.